CGUACUUUCUGAAUGGACCCAAGAUGGCUGAACGCACACAGGGGGGGUAGUUGGCAAUUAUCUAUGCAAUAUGAUGGAAAUUAAUGUUAAAUAAAGUUAGUAUGUGAAACAUAACAUUGAUGGAGUUAUACGAUUACAGCUGGUUGAUCUGCCUAAUUUUGGAGUGCAAGAAUACCUCGUAAGGAGAGAGACUGGUCUCUCGGCGGCCCAGAGCCAGAACAUGGCGGAACACUUGGGAAAGAAAUAGCUAACGUUAGCAGCUAACGGUAUUAUCAAGAGACACCUAGCUAGCUGAUCCGAAACGUCGGGGGCUACAUUGGACAACACUGGUUGUAAACGGGCAAUAAUAUAACGGGUGCAUAGUAUUUGUCGCUAUUUAACAAUUUACUGUUUUCAUAAUAUGUUUAAUGUAGAUCGGCAGUUAGCUGCCUAGCUGACUAGCUAACUUGCUAUCUAGCCCACUACGGUAGUUACAGUAGCUAGCAUACAACAAUCAUCUCACUGUAGCUGAAGUCUGAGGAUAUAGCAGGUGAUCUUAGCUGAAUGUUUACCAUUGAAACAUACUCGUCAUACUUAGUUAGUCUGAUUGUACUGUUUCUGGAGGAGAAUGCGUACCUAACUAGCAAGUAAGUUAUGUUAAACAGCGCGAGUUGAUCAUGCGUCGUGCAUUUCUAGUCUGCGCAAGACAUGUUUUGCGGAAGCCAGCUAAGGUUAGUUAUCUGUAGGAAGUUACAAUUAGCAAACAGCCAAACCUAAGUAAUCUAGCUACUGUUUGAAAGCGAAAGUGGAUCUAGUUAUCCUCAUACAAGGCAGUCGGUAGAGUUGCGGCGCAAGGUAAAUACAUCGGCGGGGGAAAGCGGUCACGACCACCUGCCAAGAUGACGGAUACCCGCCGCCGAGUCAAAGUUUAUACUCUCAACGAGGACAGACAAUGGGAUGACCGCGGUACGGGACACGUCUCCUCCGGUUAUGUGGAGAGGCUGAAAGGCAUGUCUCUGCUGGUGCGAGCGGAGAGCGAUGGUGAGUCAGGUUCCCUACUGCUCGAGUCGAAAAUCAACCCAAACACAGCCUACCAGAAACAACAGGACACGUUGAUAGUGUGGUCGGAGGCUGAGAACUAUGACCUGGCCCUCAGCUUCCAGGAGAAGGCCGGCUGCGAUGAGAUCUGGGAGAAAAUCUGUCAGGUCCAGGGCAAGGACCCGUCAGUGGACAUCACACAAGAGCUGGUGGACGAGUCGGAGGAGGAGCGCUUUGACGACAUGUCCUCCCCUGGCCUCGAACUCCCUCCCUGCGAGCUGGGCCACCUUGAGGAGCUCGCCGAGCUCGUGGCCUCAUCCCUCCCCUCCCCCUUACGCCGUGAGAAACUAGCCCUGGCUGUGGAGAACGAGGGCUACAUCCGCAAGCUCCUGGAGCUCUUCCGCCAGUGCGAGGACCUGGAGAACGCCGACGGCCUCCACCACCUCUACGAGAUCGUCAAGGGCAUCUUCUUGCUGAACCGCACGGCCCUCUUCGAGGUCAUGUUCUCUGAGGAGUGCAUCAUGGAUGUGAUUGGCUGCCUGGAGCAUGACCCUGCGCUGGGCGGGUUGCCGCGGCGCCACCGCGACUUCCUCACCAAGACGGCGCGCUUCAAGGAGGUCAUCCCUAUCGGUGACCCCGAGCUGCGGGCCAAGAUCCACCAGACGUACCGCGUGCAGUACAUCCAGGACAUGGUGCUGCCCACGCCGUCGGUGUUCGAGGAGAACAUGCUCUCCACGUUGCACUCGUUCAUCUUCUUCAACAAGGUGGAGAUUGUGGGUAUGCUGCAGGACGACGAGAAGUUCCUGACAGACCUCUUUGCACAGCUCACGGAUGAGGCUACCGAUGACGACAAGAGACACGAACUGGUGAACUUCCUAAAGGAGUUCUGCGCCUUCUCACAAACGUUACAACCUCAAAACAGAGACACCUUCUUCAAGACUCUGUCAAACAUGGGAAUUCUCCCUGCACUCGAGGUUAUACUGGGAAUGGAUGAUGUGCAGGUGCGCGGCGCGGCCACCGAUAUCUUCUCCUACCUGGUGGAGUGCAACCCCUCUAUGGUACGAGAGUUUAUCAUGCAGGAGUCCCAGCAGAACGACGACGACAUCCUGCUGAUCAACCUGAUCAUCGAGCACAUGAUCUGUGACUCGGACCCGGAGCUGGGCGGCGCCGUGCAGCUGAUGGGUCUGCUACGCACCCUGGUGGAUCCUGAAAACAUGAUGGCCACCGCCAAUAAAACGGAGAAGACCGAGUUCCUGAGCUUCUUCUACAAGCACUGCAUGCACGUCCUCUCUGCUCCUCUGCUGGCCAACACCACGGAUGACAAACCCAGUAGAGAUGACUUCCAGACGUCUCAGCUGCUGGCGCUGAUCCUGGAGCUGCUGACGUUCUGCGUAGAGCACCACACCUACCACAUCAAGAACUACAUCAUCAACAAGGACAUCCUCCGUAGGGUGCUGGUGCUCACUGCCUCACAGCACGCCUUCCUGGCCCUCUGCGCACUGCGCUUCAUGCGGCGGAUCAUCGGGCUGAAGGACGAGUUCUACAACCGCUACAUCAUGAAGAACUUCCUGUUUGAGCCGGUGGUCAAGGCCUUCCUCAGCAACGGCGCCCGCUACAACCUCAUGAAUUCCGCCAUCAUCGAGAUGUUUGAAUAUGUCCGCGUGGAGGAUGUGAAGUCCCUGACGGCCCACAUAGUGGAGAACUACUGGAAGGCCCUGGAGGAUGUGAACUACGUGCAAACCUUCAAAGGGCUGAAGCUGCGGUAUGAACAGCAGAGGGAGAGGCAGGACAACCCCAAACUGGACAGCAUGCGGUCGAUCCUGAGGAACCACCGGUUCCGGCGUGAUGCGCGAACGCUGGACGACGAUGAGGAGAUGUGGUUCAACGCGGACGAGGAAGAGCUUGAGGACUGCGAGGCGGUGGUGCCCCCCUCGGACAACAAGAUCACCAAAGCGAGCGGUGGCACCGCCGAGAAUGAAGACCUCAUGGACCCCAUCAGCAAGUUCAUGGAAAGGAAGAAACUGAAAGACUCCGAUGACAAGGAAGUCCUGGGCAAGUCCAGUAGUCUGUCAGGCCGCCAGAGCCCCAGCUUCAAACUCUCCUUCUCCGGCUCCACCACCAAGACCAGCCUGUCCAGCCCGCCCGCAUCGCUGCGCCCCGGCUCGCCUGGGUCAGGGGCCAAGGGCUCGCCCCCGACAGCAGCCACAGUCACCACAAAGGUGGGGCUGGUGGACUACCCCGAUGACGACGAAGAAGACGAAGAGGAUGUGGGUGGCGAGAGUAAAGAAGAGACUCCGCCCUUGUCCAAGAAGUCCAAGCUUAGCUCCUAAUAAAAAUAAAUUGUCAAUGACUACUUUCCACCGAUCCCACGAUAGACUCAACACCGGAUGGAACAAAAUCUGCUCAAACUGUUAAAACAAAUAAAUGAACCCCCCCUUGGUUUUCCAUGGGUGCUUCUGUUAAGGAGCGGACUAUGGAUGGGAACGCAUCUCCUCGAACUAAUCCCAAUAUACAAGUGCCAAUCGGGAGGCUGCAGAGCUAGGAGCGAACGAACUGAAAAGAGAAAGGCGGAGAGAGAAGACUAUUACCGAUAACGGCGUCAGAUAAACGGGGCAGACUGACGAUUUGUAAUCCAACAAAGCUAAAAUACAGCGGGAAAUGACCACAUAAAUACACACAUUCAUCCACACACACAGACUUAAACCCCAAAGAGCUUGCGUGCUCGGACCAUGACCCACUGCCCCACCCCAAACCCCCCCACUCAGGGAAGGACAUUACAGCGACCCCCCCCCCCCCUCCCCCAAUGGGGCUGACCAAUCAGAUGCAGAACCACUCACCCCCUACACUGACUUCUCCACCCACUUCUGUUAAUUUCUCUCUUCUCCCUCCACUUCUCCCCCCCCAUUCUCAUUUUUUUGUUUGUUUUUAUGUUGUUUAAAAAAAAAAAAUGCUAGUUUCUAGGACCAGACGGGAGACUGCAGACCGACGGGGCGAAAUCGCUGUCGUUGUUUUUCAUUUUGAUGAUGAUGUCAUCAGUGCUGUCGUCGUCGCUCAGCGGAAGUUCUUCCUCAAUAGAGAAAAGCCAGCUGUUAAUUUUCCCCCCCUUUUUAAUCACUCUCUCGCUCUUCUGUUUUUGUAAAUGACAACAAAGAGACCUGCCUUUACAUGUUCAGGAACUUUUCAGUCUCACCUGAACAGGUUUUUAAAGACCGCAGUAGGUCGAGCUAGUUUUACCCUUUUUUUUUUGCCCUUUUGAAACUGCAGAUUUUUUGGGAAAAUAAUUUGUAAUCCUGUCUUGAUUAAAUAUUGAGUGGAAUUCUAGAUGUGAUCAAUUUUUAUCAUAUCUUCACAUUUUUGUUUUGUUUUCUUUAACGUUGUUGUUCAGAAAUAUUUGGGACCAUUAAAAAUGAUCUUGCUGUA
Messenger RNA from Salvelinus namaycush (lake trout), 4437 nucleotides. RefSeq names its product serine/threonine-protein phosphatase 4 regulatory subunit 3-like. Lineage: Eukaryota; Metazoa; Chordata; Actinopteri; Salmoniformes; Salmonidae. Gene Ontology annotation, molecular function: protein phosphatase activator activity. The record is from RefSeq and is a predicted model, not a curated record. Gene Ontology annotation, cellular component: protein phosphatase 4 complex; nucleoplasm. The coding region runs from base 879 to 3347 and encodes 822 amino acids. The transcript has 15 exons. Gene Ontology annotation, biological process: protein dephosphorylation; DNA damage response.